AUGGCGCUGCCUUGCUGCUCCCUCCAGCGCCCGAGCCUCCUCCUCUGCUUCGCCCCCUCCUCUUCUCCCUCAGCCAUGGCGCUCCGCCGCCCCUCGCCUGGACCCGUCAAGCCCCGCCACCGGCUUGUUGCUCUGCUCGACCCCGACCUCGCCGGCUUCGCGCGCCUGCUCGCGUCCAGCCCCGUGGCCCGGGAGCUGGCCGUCGCGCCGUUCCCCGACCUCCACCAUCCCGCUUCGAGCGCGAGCCCCGCAGUGCUCUGUCUCGCGCCGCGUCCUCCCUCUGCCUCCUCGCCAUGGCCGCCGCGUCUCCCUCUGCAGGACCAGGCCGCAUCGCACGUCCUCCUCGUCAAGCCCCGUAGCCCGAGCGCUCGAGGAGAGGAGCUCCUCGAGCACCUGCGCCCGCAUCCGCUCGUUCCCUCCAUUUUGGUCGGAGUUCGCCGGAGCCCGAGCACCAGCCGCCUCACCCGCGAGCACCACCACCUCCAGCGCGCCGCCGUACCUCCGCCGCCCGGCGACCUUCUGCAUCCACCUACAGCAGCUCUCCCUGCGACCUCCUCUUCAUCACCGCCUCGUGCCGUCCCUGCCGACUCCGACCAGGGAGCCCCGCCGCUCGCCUGA
Aegilops tauschii subsp. strangulata is the source of this 618-nucleotide messenger RNA. The record is from RefSeq and is a predicted model, not a curated record. Lineage: Eukaryota; Viridiplantae; Streptophyta; Magnoliopsida; Poales; Poaceae.